UUUUGCAAGCUUAAGAUAAUCGUUUCAUCGUUCUUCGGCUUCCUUCUCCACGCAUCCAGUUUUAGGUUCCCCACGCAAUUGCCAAUUCAAAAGCAAGGUCCAGUUGUCGAAGCAGUACGAUUUUCUAUUUCUGGACUCAAAGCCCUAAUUUCUUCUAAAGAAGAAUACAAGAAAUGGAAGAUCGCGUCAUUCGCACUUUUGGAAUCCUUCUUCUUCUUCGAUUGGAUCUUGUAAUUUGUUAAUGGACGAUUUGAUUGGGACUGAGACCGCCGUUUCCUUGACUUCGAAUACAGAGGAAACCGAAGAGAAAUUAACUCACGCCUAUUUCGAUCGUCCUCAUAAUUGCAACAAUUUCCACGGUUUUACCGAGCUAAAUCAGCGAUGUGUGCCGAAAAAGCAGUUUCCACCGCCAAUUCCUUCUCUAGCUACACAGGCAGGGCAACAAACCCGGUCGCCAUGGAUUUUAACAAGAUAUUACUCCGAUAGAAGGUUGAUUUUGAAACUGGAAAGAGUCGGGAAUCAUCAGUCCAUGGAAUCGCACCGCGAAAAUGGCCGUCUGAUUCUCAAUCUCGUACCGUCACCAGUACCGGGCGUCCAUAAUCAGGAUCUCCAGUUCAUCGAAGAGGACGAAGGAAAUGAGGAGAUCGACUCGAUUGAAAGCGAAGGAGGAGAAGAUUGUACAGUUCCUGAAAUUUCUUCCGAGAGUUUUACAUACGGCGGCGAUGGCGUCGACAGCGGAGUGUUUUGUGAUCGGAAACUGUUUUGUGGUGUAAAUGGGAAUUUAGAAGAACGACAUGUCGUCCACGGACAUUUUGACUCGACUCCUCUUCGUCCGAUAGGUACAGUUAUGUGAUUUAGUAAAAGAUGAGCGUGCAGAUUUUUUGAAGUCUUUUUUCGACGUUUUUCUUUUUCUUUUAAUUUUCAGUUUAACCAAUAGAAAUAUUUCGGCUUUUAAUUAUUUUUUUUUAGCUAAUUUUAUUUUCAAUUUAGUUUCUUGUAUACAUUUUUUCUUUUUCUCUUUUUUUAAUUUCCUCUCCAUUAGAAAAUGUUAGAACUGCUUGUUAAACUCAAUAUUAUUCUCUGAUUACCAUAAUUAUUCACCCACCAAAAUAAAUGGACGCAAUUGACAAAAUAUAAAAAUAAAAAAUGUAAUUUAACCUAAUUUUGUAUUACACCAAUUUACA
This is a messenger RNA of Cucurbita maxima (winter squash), 1184 nucleotides long. RefSeq lists its product as uncharacterized. The record is from RefSeq and is a predicted model, not a curated record. The transcript is spliced from 2 exons. The coding region runs from base 242 to 853 and encodes 203 amino acids. NCBI's taxonomy places the organism in Eukaryota, Viridiplantae, Streptophyta, Magnoliopsida, Cucurbitales, Cucurbitaceae.